This is a messenger RNA of Procambarus clarkii (red swamp crayfish), 4008 nucleotides long. RefSeq names its product ftz transcription factor 1 (gene ftz-f1). Gene Ontology annotation, cellular component: RNA polymerase II transcription regulator complex. Gene Ontology annotation, molecular function: zinc ion binding; nuclear receptor activity; RNA polymerase II cis-regulatory region sequence-specific DNA binding. NCBI's taxonomy places the organism in Eukaryota, Metazoa, Arthropoda, Malacostraca, Decapoda, Cambaridae. Gene Ontology annotation, biological process: regulation of transcription by RNA polymerase II; hormone-mediated signaling pathway; tissue development. The record is from RefSeq and is a predicted model, not a curated record.
GUGACUAGACCGGGUGGUGGGUGUGUGUACGAGCCACGCACUCACGCACACACACCCCUCCCGCUGCUUCACACACACAUACACACACACACGCACAUACUCACACAUCUACACACACACACACACACGCACGCACGUCGGUUACCUCAGAGCUAACAUAGACCCCGUUACGGCGCGAUAAUUUAGGCCAAGCCAGCAGUUCUAACUUUCACUCUUUACUGGCGCUCCGGAGCGGGCGGGAGGAGACCACAGUGUGCCGAGGGAGCCAACAGUGUGUGUGCUGCUGCUGCUCACAGCCAUGUGCGCUGUUUCUGCCGUGUGCUCUCCCAGUGCUUGCUAUAUUACACCUUACCAGUGAACCAGUGAUACCAGUGAUACUCUUUAGUGCGUACAGCUCGCCUUAUAGCUGUGAAUUAUUUAUUUUGUGAGUGUUUUGUGCGAGAAUGCUCUCAGAGAUGGAGCUCCCAAUAUCAGUGCAUAACUUCAACUUGUCCCCCCAGUUCGGGCAGUUGACGAUUUCUGCCGCUCCCAUGAGUGUAGACAUGAGUGGUCAAGGUGUGGGUAUACCCACGAGUGCCUUCUCCCCCACAUACACACCCAUUACCUCAGUUGGAGGUGUAGUUAACUCCAGUGUAUCAACCAACACUAUUACCAGUAAUGUUACAACUAACAAUAAUAAUCUGUUGACUCCAACUCUAAUGGACUCUGGUUUGUUUCCCGGGGUAGCCACCACGACCCUGGACUACGGCUCCCUGACGGACAUGCCAGACACCAAGGAGGGCAUCGAGGAACUGUGUCCGGUGUGUGGAGAUAAAGUGUCCGGCUACCAUUAUGGACUGCUCACUUGCGAAUCCUGCAAGGGUUUCUUCAAGAGGACGGUACAGAACAAGAAGGUGUAUACCUGCGUGGCCGACCGAUCCUGCCAGAUAGACAAGACUCAGAGAAAACGCUGUCCCUACUGCCGCUUCCAGAAGUGCCUUGAGGUGGGCAUGAAACUUGAAGCGGUUCGGGCAGACCGGAUGAGAGGAGGCCGCAACAAGUUCGGACCCAUGUACAAGCGCGACAGGGCACGGAAACUUCAGAUGCUUCGACAGCGACAGUUGACACAUCCAGGAAUACUAUCCGGUGGCCGACACCCCACCACCUCCGGCGUCGCCAUCACUUACUCCGCGCCCGGCUACUCCUCGGCGCCCUCCUCACACGUACACAUCAAAGAAGAAAUACAGAGUCCCUUCCUAUCGUCGUCCACGUCGUCACCUGACUCGUCUCCGUCGCCCAUGGGUGGAUUGGGCGGGCUGGUGGCGGCUUCCAGUGGCAGCAGCGGCCUGGUGGCUUCUGGACCCGUUGCGCCGAUCAUCGCUGGCCCCGACCCCACCUUCUGGGUCACCAACACUCAGUCAACAGCCGCCGGGGUAACCGCAGGAACGCCGCCUUCGGGCGGCGUGGGCGGUGGGGGCGGCGGAGGCGGGGGCGGCGGAGGUGGAAGUCGCACGGCUCCGGGCGGCCCCAGGAUCCCUCUUAUGAUCCGAGAGUUGGUAGAGACAGUCGACGACCAAGAAUGGCAAGCGUCUCUCUUCUCACUCCUCCAAAACCAGACUUACAACCAGUGUGAGGUCGACCUCUUCGAGCUCAUGUGUAAAGUGCUCGACCAGAACCUCUUCGCCCAAGUCGACUGGGCGCGCAACUCCUGUUUCUUCAAGGAUCUCAAGUUACAGAGCUGGUGUAGUGGAGUGGGUCAAGGGCGCGGCGGCGGCGGCGGUGACGGCGACGGCGGCGGCCCGGGGGAUGCCUACCAGCGCUGGCGGUCAACUCUUGCUCGCGUGCUACACGUUGACGAUCAAAUGAAGCUGUUGCAGCACUCCUGGUCUGACCUCCUGAUCCUUGACCACCUGCACCAACGUAUACACAACAGGCUCCAGGACGAAACCACACUACCUAAUGGUCAAAAGUUUGACCUCCUCUCUCUGGCUUUGCUAGGAACUACUCAAUUUGCUGAUCGUUUCCAUACAGUUCUCAAUAAACUAGUGGAUCUCAAGUUUGAUGUCCCAGAAUACGUCUGUGUCAAAUUUGUAAUUCUACUUAACCCAGAGGUGCGGUUGUUGAGUGACCGGCGGUCUGUGGUAACGGCCCAUGACCAGGUCCGCCAGGCGCUCAUGGAGUACAUUGCUAACGUUUAUCCUGAUGAAUCGGACAAAUAUCAGAAGAUAAUGGACCUACUGCCAGAACUGCACUAUAUUGCCGAUAAUGGUGAGAAAUACUUGUACUACAAGCACAUAAACGGAGCUGCACCUACGCAGACUUUGCUAAUGGAGAUGCUACACACCAAAAGGAAAUAGAGAAAGUGUCAGCUUUCUACUUUCAACCGUCCAGUGCGCCACAUGUGUAUAUGAAGGGUGGACACAAGUUUUAGUCACCACACCAGGCCAGAAGGAGGGUCUCCCCCAUGACCAACACGUACAACAAUCCCUAGACAAAUGCCAUGGGAUUAUAAGCUAUGGUUCCAUCAAGCGAGUAUUUUGAAUGCUACAGUACAUGGAAGGAGCUCCUAUGACACUGCCCAUCCCAAUGAAGCCAGCUCCGGGUCAGCUCUGCAGGUUGUUUCAGUCAGUAGUUUUGAGUUUGAAGAAAUAAAUUUAUAUAUCAUGAUUUCCUGCAGGGAAAUGACUAAUAUUAACCUGAAACACUCAAAAUUACUGAUCAUCAACUUAAGAGAUUAGUCUGACCCAACACCACUCAACGGUCACAAGCAUCCGUCUGGUGAAGUGCUGUGCUAGUCAUACCCUCUGAGGAGCGGCAACGUCAUUCCCGAGCCUGAGAUAUAAACGGUAAUCUAUGGUGCUAAGCCUUCCUGGGGAUACCAUAAGGUACAGACAGCCAAGGAACUCUUAUGAGACAGGUGGCUAGUGGUGAGUGCUAAGUGGUCCCCUGUUAAUUGUUACCAGAAGCACCAUGGUGCAAUCAGGACUAAUAUAAGGAAGUUGAGGCUCCAAGUGUUGAUCAGUCAGUGGUGCGCUACUCUCACUGAAUGAUAUUAUCCCUUACACAUCCUCUGUUUCUGUGGCGCAUCAUACCUCAUUUCUCACUUUUCUUACGGUGGCGGUCUCCUCACUCACUUUGGUACAAAGCUCUCACUUGUGAAUAUGUUUCACCACUUAUAUAUCUAUUUAUUUCUGAACAUAAUUGUAAAAACCUGGGUAUAUGUCCAAACAGCUGUUUGCCCAGAUACAUAAAUAUUAACUUGAUAAAUUAAUGCAUAACACAUAUAGAGUGUAGGUGUUGUGAACUAGUUUUUGAUACUGUUGUUUUGUACAAGAGAUUAUAAAGUAGCAGAGUAUAGUAUUCUUGCAUGAGCAAUCAUCUUUACCCAGAUAUUGCUGCCACUUGUCCAGGAAAUGUGUUCCAUGUGAGAUCAGCAGGCUUGGCUGCUCUGGUUGUCCAGGAAAUGUAUUCCGUAUGAGGGUGGCAGGCUUGGCUGCUCUCCUUGUCCAGGAAAUGUGUUCCAUACAAGGUUGGCAGACUUGGCUGCUCUCCUUGUCCAGGAAGUGUGUUCUGUACGAGGGUGGCAGGCUUGACUGCUCUCCUUGUCCAGGAAAUGUGUUCCAUACAAGGUUGGCAGGCUUGGCUGCUCUUCUUGUCCAGGAAAUGUGUUUCUGUAUGAGGGUGGCAGGCUUGGCUGUUCUCCUUGUUUAUCACUUAGCUGAUAACAAUAAUUUAUAGUUUGUUAAUUAUCAAGUAGAAGCAUAAAUUUCUAGUGCCUCAACUAGGUUAACCGAGCAUGUACAAAACACAGACAUUUUGAAAGUUGUGGCACAUGAAUCAGUGCAUGCAGGAGGCAUAUGGGGGAUUUUACAAAUAAAUUUAUUUUUAUUAUAUUAUAAAUUAUUUAAUAUGUAAAGAUUUUACUUUUUGGCAUGUAUCAGAUGCCAAUGCUAUAUUUACUGUGUGUAUGUGUGUGUAUAUGUAUGUAUGUAUGUAUGUGUGUGUAUAUUAUAUAUAUAUAUAUAUAUA